This is a messenger RNA of Aethalodelphis obliquidens (Pacific white-sided dolphin), 4135 nucleotides long. RefSeq names its product glucokinase (gene GCK). Lineage: Eukaryota; Metazoa; Chordata; Mammalia; Artiodactyla; Delphinidae. Gene Ontology annotation, cellular component: cytosol; mitochondrion. Gene Ontology annotation, molecular function: mannokinase activity; ATP binding; fructokinase activity. The transcript is spliced from 10 exons. Gene Ontology annotation, biological process: carbohydrate phosphorylation; regulation of insulin secretion; glucose metabolic process. The record is from RefSeq and is a predicted model, not a curated record. The coding region runs from base 1638 to 3188 and encodes 516 amino acids.
ACCACUGUGCCACCAGGGAAGCCCCCAGAAAUGCUUUUCUUAAUAAGACACGAGCUUCAAAAAAAGAAAGAAAGCCAAAUUCAUAAAAAAGAAAUACUUCUGUGUGUUAAAAGACACCAUUGAUCAAGCCAUAUGUUUAGCAAUAGGUAAUACAGCAUAUUCAACAAGAAAAGGAUUAAUAGAUAUUAUGGAUGGAAUAUAAAAAUAGUUUAUACAAAUUGAAAAGUAGAAGACAAUUCAAUAACAAAACAGUUAAGUAAUAUAAACAAAUCAUCCUUAGAAAAAGGAAUACAAAUAACUAUAAACAUAUGAAAAGGUGUCCAGCACUUUGCAAUUCAAAUGAUAAUGAGACGACAGAUAAGCAAAAGUUAUAAAGAUUCAUCAUCUCAAGGACUGGCCAGCAUGGAGUCAAACUCCUAAUGAUGCUGGAAGGAUUAAUUGGUGAAGCCAUUUGAAGGGGCCAAUGUAGUCCUGUCUGCACAAUCAUAAAAUGUGCCCAGCAUUGGACCUAGCAAUUCAGCCUCUAGGAAGCAUCCAGAAGAAACACAUGCACGUGUUGACCCUGGUAAAAGGCCAAGAUUUAUAACAGGGGAAAACGGAAACUGCCCAGAUGACCAUCAAUACGAAAUUGGUUUAAAAAUAUUUCAGCGUACCCAUUUGGAGAGAUCUCACCGGCCACUCCUUCCCUCUCCCUCUGCUGGAUCCCAGCAGAGCUCAUGUUUCCAGAUGGUAGUCAGGGAAGGCAGUGACCAAAGCUUGAGGGUGGCCUGGGCACGUGUGGCAAUGCCACUGGCUAAGCCACCUGCUCCCUCUCCUCUGGUUCCCAGACUCAAGGGGGCCUCUCCUCCUUAGGACAUGAAUUUGGAAGACCCUGUGACCCUGCCCUGGGAACUGGACAGGUGGCAAAGUCUGCGGUGAUAAGGUGAUUGGGCUGUCGCUAUGGUGAUGGGGAUGGAGGCCUUUUGCCAUCAGCCCCAGUUUUCUGCAUGGCAGCUCUAAUGACAGGAUGGUCAGCCCUGCAGAGGCUGGAAGGUGUGAGCGCAGAGGCCUGUUCCUGGUUGCCAUGGCAGCGUGGGCCCUCGCAGGAGCGCAGAAAGCCCUGGCAGGAGAAUUCCCCACUCCAUACCUGGUCAGAGCAGGAAGUGUUGGGCCGUGACUGAGCCUCAGGGAAGCAGGUUGGGGUGUGAGAAAAGAACAGUCGCCCACAGCUUAAUUACUCAAAAGCUGUCCCCCAGCCACAGGAGGAAAGAAGACCUUUUCUGCUGAGUCUGUCUAGAGAACACCACGCCGUCACAGCUCAGCACAGCCCGGAGAGAAAGCUGACCAGUGCUGACCAGCUCUGGAGCCCGGCAAUGGCCCUGCCCCGAUGAUACCUGGCCUGACAAGGCCUCAGUGGGGAAGGGUCCCGACUAGGACCCAGAAGAGAAGGCUGGCAGGCUUGCUGGAGAACAAUGAAAAGGAGGAAACUCUGUGAUUGAACCUCAAGCCAGAAGCCAGCCAGAAGGUGGACCAUAUUCUACCAGACACUCAGGCCGGCCGUGACCCUUGGUUGGGAGAAGCCUGGGGAUAUUUCUGCCUUGGAAGCCCGUUGGGGAACACUGAGGGGUUCCAGCUCCCCCAGGCGGGCUGCGGUAUAAAUGCUGGAUGACAGAGCCAGGAUGGAGAUCGCCAAGAAGGAAAAGGUGGAACAGAUCCUGGCGGAGUUCCAGCUGCAGGACGAGGACUUGAAGAAGGUGAUGAGGCGGAUGCAGAAGGAGAUGGACCGAGGCCUGAGGCUGGAGACACACAAGGAGGCCAGUGUGAAGAUGCUGCCCACCUACGUGCGCUCAACCCCGGAAGGCUCAGUUUAUCCUGGGGUCCCCCAGAUGUCUGGCUUCGGGGGCCCCUCGUCCAGCUCUUCUGGUCCCCCCACCAUGCCUUCCCCUCCUCCUCUCCCAGUUUGGGGGCUCCUGCCCGGCGGUGCCCAUGAGACUGAUGUGCUUCUCUCUGUGGCUGCAGAAGUCGGGGAUUUCCUCUCCCUGGACCUGGGCGGCACCAACUUCAGGGUGAUGCUUGUGAAGGUGGGGGAAGGGGAGGAGGGACAGUGGAGUGUGAAAACCAAGCACCAGAUGUACUCCAUCCCCGAGGACGCCAUGACGGGCACUGCUGAGAUGCUCUUUGACUACAUCUCUGAGUGCAUCUCCGACUUCCUGGACAAGCAUCAGAUGAAGCACAAGAAGCUACCCUUGGGCUUCACCUUCUCCUUUCCUGUGAGGCACGAAGACAUCGACAAGGGCAUCCUUCUCAACUGGACCAAGGGCUUCAAGGCCUCAGGAGCAGAAGGGAACAACAUCGUGGGGCUCCUGCGAGAUGCCAUCAAACGGAGAGGGGACUUUGAGAUGGACGUGGUGGCGAUGGUGAACGACACUGUGGCCACGAUGAUCUCCUGCUACUAUGAAGACCGCCGGUGUGAGGUUGGCAUGAUUGUGGGCACGGGCUGCAACGCCUGCUACAUGGAGGAGAUGCAGAACGUGGAGCUGGUGGAAGGGGACGAGGGCCGCAUGUGUGUCAACACCGAGUGGGGUGCCUUCGGGGACUCGGGCGAGCUGGACGAGUUCCUGCUGGAGUACGACCGUGUGGUGGACGAGAACUCCCUGAACCCCGGCCAGCAGCUGUACGAGAAGCUUAUCGGCGGCAAGUACAUGGGCGAGCUGGUGCGGCUCGUGCUGCUGAAGCUUGUGGACGAGAACCUGCUCUUCCACGGGGAGGCCUCAGAGAAGCUGCGCACGCGCGGCGCCUUCGAGACACGCUUCGUGUCGCAGGUGGAGAGUGACUCGGGCGACCGCAAGCAGAUCUACAACAUCCUGAGCACGCUGGGGCUGAGGCCGUCGGCCACCGACUGCGACACGGUGCGCCGCGCCUGCGAGAGCGUGUCCACCCGCGCCGCGCGCAUGUGCGCCGCGGGGCUGGCGGGCGUCAUCAACCGCAUGCGCGAGAGCCGCAGCGAGGACGUGAUGCGCAUCACCGUGGGCGUGGACGGCUCAGUGUACAAGCUGCACCCCAGCUUCAAGGAGCGGUUCCACGCCAGCGUGCGCAGGCUGACGCCCAGCUGUGAAAUCACCUUCAUCGAGUCGGAGGAGGGCAGCGGCCGGGGUGCGGCCUUGAUCUCCGCGGUGGCCUGUAAGAAGGCCUGCAUGCUGGGCCAGUGAGAAUAAAGGCUGCAAGGCAAGGAGGAGGCUGUGGCCGCUUCUAGACCUGGGCUCCAGGGGACACACUUCCUACAGGUGCCCCCAACCUGGUCCAGUCAAGAGGCUUCUCCUUGUAAGGACCUUGGAUGCCUCCCAACCCCGCUGUCACCCCAGGAGAUGGGGAAAGCUUCUCUGGGGUUGCGGUGAGGCCCUGAGCAGGCCUCUUCUCUCAGGGUCAGUUGGUAGGAUAGCCCUAGGGCCCUGACUGGGUUGGGGGCUGAGAUGAACAGGAAUGGAGAACCCCCAAAGUACCUCACCUUUCUUGCUGCAAUCAGGGGCCCAGAAGGGAGUUAUUAACUCAGGAUUUUGUUGCAUUUCUGCACUGCUUGCCUCUUGGAGCUUUCAGCCUGGCUCAGCCCUUGCUCUGGGAAGGGGGUGCCCUCUGGACUCUACCAUGGCCUGGCUUCCCUGGGAACCCAGCCCACAUAGGGAGGCAGCCCUCAUGACCUGGCCAGACCUAGACCUGGGCUCCACAGGGGGCCCCGGGGAGCUGCAGAUCACCCAGGCCUGGGAAAUGAAAGGGACCAGCUCCAUGUUGGAGGCUGUGGGUACCCCGAGGCCUGGAGAUGGCAGCCUUUUCCCUCCCAUCCUGCCAUCCCUGAGUGGUUUCUGGUUCUGGGAUGGACCCUCACAGGAGAUGCAAGAGACAGAGUCCCCAAAGCCCCUGCCCAGAGGGGCCCAGGAAGAGGAGGAGUCCCCCUACCCACAGACAGGCCUGGGAGCAUCUCCGGGAUCGAGUCCUCGGCUCCCACGGCGCUGGGCACUCAGAAACCCCAGCAGCACUCAGCACACCCCCAAGGGACAACCCAGGCCUCUUUCUUCUCACCAGACCUCCAUGUACCACACCAACCUCUCCAUGCCCAACCUGGGACUGUGUGGGUUUUUUUAAUUAAAAGUUUAGAACAUGA